Molecule: messenger RNA, 2683 nt
Organism: Nothoprocta perdicaria
Lineage: Eukaryota; Metazoa; Chordata; Aves; Tinamiformes; Tinamidae
Gene: ZNF366
Product: zinc finger protein 366
Exons: 5
Coding region: 57-2204 (715 amino acids)
Biological process (GO): regulation of DNA-templated transcription
Molecular function (GO): DNA-binding transcription factor activity, RNA polymerase II-specific; RNA polymerase II cis-regulatory region sequence-specific DNA binding
Source: RefSeq, a predicted model, not a curated record
ACAAGCGCUCGUUGAAAGCAACUAAAGGCACUUUGGCAACACAGAAGAAACCAACUAUGCUGAAGAACGAAGAAACAAGUUUCAAGGUGGAGGCUGCGCGAGCACCUCCCUUCUCCCGCUGCCUGCCUGCCCUGAGCCCUGUCCCCAAGCUCCACCGACCGGCUCCGUUCGCUGAGGAGUUCAGGCCGCACCUCUCCCACUUCCGCUAUGGUCCUCCUCCGCUGGCAGACAUGGAGACCUUCCAGGGCUCACUGGAGGGAGGGUCUCGGAAGCGCAAGAGCAUGCCAACCAAAAUGCCUCCUCCUGAGGGCUCCUCGUCACCACCACGCAGACCUGAAGACCAUCAUGAUCUCAGCUCUGCCAGUCUCCCCAUGAUGUUUCAGCAGCCGGCAGAGCCCAAGUACAGUUCCCAGAUGAUUGACCUCUGCAACUUCGGUUUCCAGUUCUACAGGACGUUGGAGCACUUUGGAGCCAAGYCCAUCAAGCAAGAAGCCGUAAAACCAAACGUGGCCUGGCCCAGUAGCCCGGCAUUCAUGCAGGCUCCUUACUCGUACUAUCCUAAAGUCCAUCCUGGCUUAAUGCUUCCUUUCCUUGUGCCCCCGAACUUUCAUUUCAGGAAUGCCUUUCAAAUGAAACGGCCUCCAGAGCCAUCCUUCAGGAGGGCUGAAGUGAGAGAAAGCAGUGAAACCAAACAGAAAGUGGAAAGAGUGGACGUGAACCUCCAGAUAGACGACAGCUAUUACGUUGACGUGGGGGGUGAGCAGAAGCGCUGGCAGUGCCCCAUGUGCGAGAAGUCCUACACCUCCAAGUACAACCUGGUGACGCACAUCCUGGGGCACAGCGGCAUCAAGCCGCACGCGUGCACACGCUGCGGCAAGCUCUUCAAGCAGCUGAGCCACCUGCACACGCACAUGCUGACGCACCAGGGCACCAGGCCGCACAAGUGCCAGGUGUGCCACAAGGCCUUCACGCAGACCAGCCACCUCAAGAGGCACAUGAUGCAGCACAGCGACAUAAAGCCCCACAACUGCCGGAUCUGCGGCCGGGGCUUUGCCUACCCCAGCGAGCUGAAGGCGCACGAGUCGAAGCACGAGAGCGGCCGGGAGAACAUCUGCGUGGAGUGCGGCCUGGACUUCCCAACGCUGGCCCAGCUGAAGAGGCACCUAACGACGCACCGCGGCCCCGUGCAGUACAACUGUACCGAAUGUGACAAGACCUUCCAGUACCCCAGCCAGCUGCAAAACCACAUGAUGAAGCACAAGGACAUUCGGCCCUACAUCUGCACCGAGUGCGGCAUGGAGUUUGUGCAGCCCCACCACCUCAAGCAGCACUCCCUGACGCACAAGGGUGUGAAAGAGCACAAAUGUGGAAUUUGUGGCCGGGAAUUUACUCUGCUGGCCAACAUGAAGCGACACGUCCUGAUCCACACCAACAUCAGAGCCUAUCAGUGUCACUUGUGCUUCAAGAGCUUUGUGCAAAAGCAGACUCUCAAGGCCCACAUGAUCGUCCACUCCGAUGUCAAACCCUUUAAAUGCAAGCUGUGUGGAAAGGAGUUUAACAGGAUGCACAAUUUAAUGGGCCACAUGCACUUGCACUCAGACAGCAAGCCUUUCAAGUGCCUCUACUGCCCCAGCAAAUUCACCCUGAAGGGCAACCUCACCAGGCACAUGAAAGUCAAACAUGGAGUUAUGGAAAGAGGAUUGCAUUCACAAGGUUUUGGAAGAGGAAGAAUYGCUCUGUCCCAGACCACCGUCUUAAGAAGCUUGGAACAGGAAGAGCCCUUUGAUCUUUCCCAGAAAGGCCAAGGGAAGGGAGCCGCGUUUCACUCGGAUGGCGAGAGCGCCAAGGGCAGCUCGUGCCAGGAGGAGGAGGAGGACAACAGCUCGGAGGCCGGGCAGUACAGCCCGCGCAGGGCCCGCCGCGCCAGCUGCGAGCUGCACGUGCCCGGCAGAGCGGAGCACGCCGGCACGGACGCCAGGGAGCCCUGCGGCACCCAGGGGCAGCAAGCGCUGACCGAGGGAGGACUCGCAAAGAGCGCUGCGGAUUCGCGCAGGCCGGAGGGCCCGAGCAGCAAAGAGCACCUCGGCUUGGGCAGGGUCGGCCCUUCUCUCGCUGAUUACCUGUAUUUCAAGCACAGGAACAAAAGUCUGAAGGAAUUACUGGAAAGAAAAAUGGAGAAGCAAGCAAUGCUUAUAGGUAUUUGAAAGGACAACGUCUUAAAUCAGCUGGCAAAUGGAAAGCAGGCAGCUUAUAGCGUGAUUUGUAUGUUACCAGAAACUGGAAGUUGGUAGCAGCUUUUAGAGAUGAACAAGCCAAAUCAAUAAAGAUAAUUUAAGGUAAAGUAUGUACAUUCAAGGACUAAAGCAGGUCAAGGGCAUCAAGAAAGGCAGUAGGUAUGAAACAAUAACAUUUUUAUACUUACUCAUUUGAUGUAUAAGGAGCAGGAUUUACUUUCCUUUAUCUGGAGUGUUAGAGACUUGUAAGAAGUUUUCUAGUUAUCAAAAAAGCAACAUACUUUAGCAUUUGAUUUAUUAUGUAAGUAGAUGAGAACACUUCUAACCAUAGGUCUCACAAAUCCAAACAUACUAAGCACUUUGCAAUAUAAGCAAGAUUUCUGUUAAAUAUGUUGGUGCGCAUGAAAGCUCGGUCAGUCUCUGAAGUAAUGCAAUCCAGAUAUUUUGUU